Orcinus orca (killer whale) is the source of this 1162-nucleotide messenger RNA. RefSeq names its product WAP four-disulfide core domain protein 2. Gene Ontology annotation, cellular component: extracellular region. Bases 635 to 1006 code for a protein of 123 amino acids. Gene Ontology annotation, molecular function: peptidase inhibitor activity. The record is from RefSeq and is a predicted model, not a curated record. Lineage: Eukaryota; Metazoa; Chordata; Mammalia; Artiodactyla; Delphinidae. The transcript has 4 exons. Gene Ontology annotation, biological process: innate immune response; antibacterial humoral response.
AGAGAGGGAGGGAGAAACACACAGGAAAUGGCUCUAGAUGUUAAUAGGUGUUUCACCUUCCUUGGCCUCAGUUUCUUGUGUCCAGUCGGUUCAUUCAUGAAUAAUUUUUCCUGCAGCUCCUACUAUGUGCUGUGUAUCCCUACACAACAGCUCCACCACGAAUCUCUAAAGAGCAAUUUUCACUCUGAUCUGCUGACCCCAAAUCCACCCACUUCAUCCGCAGGCUCCUCCCUGUGGGUCCUGCCCUUUCCCCCUCCUUUACCGACAGCGGGCAUUACCGGGAGACCCCUGAGUCUCAGAAUGGGAACCCCUGUGUCUAGCCCUUGGCCUCCUGCUGCCCUGCCCACGGGCCCCAGGAGGGAGGUGGGGAAGCAGGAGCGGACAAGCGUCCAGCUGCAGCUGGUCGAGCUGCACCGGCCUGGAAGCAGCUUAGGUUCCUAGUUCCCACUGGGGCCAGAGUGACACCUGAUCCUGGGGGAUUGUGAAACGGCAAGAGGUUGCAGCCGGCCCGCCUGCCUUGUCCGCGGAGCCCUCUACCCGCACGGCUUCGGCCCCGCCCCUACCCCACGCCCCCCAGGAAAGCGGUUAAAUCCCCCCUUCCGGGCAGCGCCUCACUCCCGCCCCGGCGAGCACCAUGCCUACCUGCCGCCUCGGUCUGCUCGUCGCCGCCCUCCUCCUUGGCCUGCUGCUGAGCCUCCCCCCGGUCACAGGCACAGGAGCAGAGAAAUCAGGCGUGUGCCCCGCGCUAGAGGCGGACCUGAACUGCACGCAGGAGUGCCUCUCGGAUGGGGAAUGCGCGGACAAUCUCAAGUGCUGCCGGGCCGGCUGCGCCACCGUCUGCCAGAUGCCCAACGAAAAGAAGGGUUCCUGCCCUCAGGUGGACAUCGCCUUCCCCCAGCUCGGCCUCUGCAUGGACCAGUGCCAGGUGGACAGCCAGUGUCCUGGUCUGUUGAAAUGCUGCCACAAUGGUUGCGGGAAGGUGUCCUGUGUCACACCUGUCUUCUGAGCCACCAGCCUGAGGAGUGGGGGAGUGGAAGUGUCUGCCUGGCCCUGUCUGGCUCCAGCCCAGCUGCCCUCCUCCCUUCCUGGCCUCUGUGCUCCCCUCCUGAGCGGCCACAGCUGCUUCUUUUCCAACCAAUAAAGUGACCACUUCCAGCACCGA